Olea europaea var. sylvestris is the source of this 629-nucleotide messenger RNA. Its product is annotated as RNA polymerase II transcription factor B subunit 5. Bases 178 to 390 code for a protein of 70 amino acids. The transcript is spliced from 3 exons. Lineage: Eukaryota; Viridiplantae; Streptophyta; Magnoliopsida; Lamiales; Oleaceae. The record is from RefSeq and is a predicted model, not a curated record. Gene Ontology annotation, biological process: nucleotide-excision repair; transcription by RNA polymerase II; transcription initiation at RNA polymerase II promoter. Gene Ontology annotation, cellular component: transcription factor TFIIH holo complex; transcription factor TFIIH core complex.
AUUUGUCUAAUUUUUCUCAAGGGUUUCUUCCUUCGGUAUUACACAAAAUUGGGCCUGAAGGAGAGGCCGAAAGGGAGACAAUUCAUCACCCCUUUGGCACCAAUUUACCUUGUGUUGCAGUGAUUUCUACUCGACAUCUUCACCACUGAGCUUGGAAGCUUAAAGAUACAAUACAUCAUGGUGAAUGCCAUCAGAGGAUUGUACAUUUCAUGUGACAUACCUAUGGCACAAUUUAUCAUCAACAUGAAUGCUGCACUGCCUCAAGCAGAUAAGUUCAUUAUUCAAGUAUUGGAUAACACUCAUCUUUUUGUGCGAUCAGACGUGGCUGGGAUGAUACGAAGCGCCAUUGCAUCAUUCAGAGAGCAAAAUACCUAUGAGAAGCCUUCUUAAUCUGUGUAAGGAUCAUUGCUGCAUUCCUAACGUAAUGAUGCCCAUGCUUUUCAAGUAUGUACAAUCUUGUUUGUUUAUUUGGACCUAAAUUUUACGAACUAAACCUACAUUAAGGCCAAGUAUUGCUAUUUCUAUUCUAAUUUUGAGUACAGUUCUUGUGAAAAAUUGAACUUCACAGGGUUGGUGUGCGUUUGUUUUGCUAUUUCACAGAGUGCUUAUGGAUCUUAAUAUAAGCUGAA